AUGUACUGGGCGAGGCAGCCCCUUCGGCGGCCGACGUCGAAUUCCAGUCAGAUAGAGGAUGCAAUGGCAUUCAGGGUUGAAGGCUUAACGAUGUUGGGCAAAAAGUUAUGUAAGACGACGAGAUAUAAGGCAAAGUUGCAGUCGACGGUGAAGAAGGUUGAUUUUUCGAGGUAUCGAGCUGAAGGAGGACGACAAGAAGCCAUUUGUGGAGCUCGAGCUAAUGUGGAGGCUAAAGGAGGUAGCAAGUGCACAACGAAAAGACAAGUGAACAUACGCCUUGACUGGUGA
Molecule: messenger RNA, 288 nt
Organism: Linum trigynum
Lineage: Eukaryota; Viridiplantae; Streptophyta; Magnoliopsida; Malpighiales; Linaceae
Source: the annotation of a GenBank genome assembly